GUGAAUCUUGCUCCACCUAGAGCCUCUGAGCUCACCCUGAUAGUUCAUUACACUUAUCGGGGCUUUCAAGGAGCGUGUACCCAGAGUGAGAGUUUCUACGAGACACAACGACUGAGUUACAUUUCAACAUUGUUCAGAUCUGGAAAAAUGGUAUUCAUAGCAACUACAGUAUACUAUGUAAGGAUUUAACACUAGUGGGUGUGUCGGGGGUUGCAUAGCGUAUGUCGCGCAUGCGUAGUGUGGUAAUAUUAGGUUUUCACCUAUAAUUUAGCUAUAAAAGCAAAAUAGUCAAUCUGUUAAAUUGGUUCAUCAAUAUUUAGUCUUUAACCCGCUGUACAUGGACCAGUUGACUAACGUUACCAUUCAUUAGACCGAGAAACUUUCUUUAUUCAGCUAAAGUAUUUGGAACUACAUUUCCCUGUUUUCUCUCAGCAGUCCUGUAAUACGACGUGUCGUAAAAUUCAGUUAACAGCAAAACCGAGAUGGACACCACCAAAGACGCCUGACAGUUUUUUUUAUCUUUAUCCCUAACUGUUAUCGGAAAUGUUUACGUAGCGACACCAGGCUUCUGCACAUAGGACUGGUUGUGAACAUGGAGGCCAUGGAAGAUGACAGUUUGGACCUAAAAGACGACCAUAACCACAACUAUUGUGCGAGCAGUAGCAGCAAAGUCCGCACGUAUCUGAGAAGCCAGCUGUCGGGUGUAACGACUGCUCCGCAGCCCGCCUGUCCAUUGGCGCCGGGAGAAGAACCGGGCUCGCGACGAGGGAAACUGUUGUCCGGUAGCACCGGGGGGUCAAAGUUCAUGGACUCUGAUUCAGGCAGUGAAAGCAGCGAAGUCAGCGAGACUGACUGCACGGCUCCGCCAGCCGCUGCUGAGGGAAAAUUCACCCUUGAUUCUACUUCCAAGUUCCUUCUGAAUGCAAUGGCUGUAGAAGACUACCGGAAAAACCACUGGCCAAACUUGGAGAAGGCAAUUGACCGUCUGUUGAUUCAAAAUCCCACAGACCACAUCUCUGUUUCUUACGCACAGAUAUACAGUUACGUCUACAAAUGUGUUUGUCAGCAGCACUCUGAGCUCCUCUACAAUGAUUUGAUUUUAAAAAUAACAAAUCAUCUGCUACAGGUUUCCACCCAUCUACAAGCCAGCCCACCUGAGGACUUCAUUGAGAACUUCAAUGUUGCACUGACGCAAUACACGGCUUCUCUUCAGUGUAUAGUUCCUGUUUUUAUGUACUUGAAUAAGUUCUACAUCGAGUCAAAACUGAACAGAGACCUAAGAGAGGAUCUGAUGAAGCUGUUUGCUGAUAACGUUGCAGAAAUACAUGUCAACACACUGAUGCCUCUUCUCAUCAAAGCUCAUUCCAUGCCGUUUCAAGUGCAGCCAUCUACAAUGGCCAGUGUGGUUAAAGGCCUCUACAGCCUCCGACCAGACUGGGCCAAGUUAGCUCCGGCUCUCUUCUCUGGGUUUAUUCCCCAAAUCAACCCUCCUGCUGUGGAGUCCCUGCUUCCUGACUACGCCGCUCAUGACCAGAAGUUACAGAUGGAGCUCUCCAUGAACGGAUUUCCGCGAGGUGACCAGUCUCGCAAACGGGCCAGCGACGACUCCUGAUGGCAGAGCAGCCGGCGUCACCCGAUUCCCUGCAGAACUAUUACUGUGCCUCCUACAUCCUUAUCACAAGUUGGCUCACUGCACUAGGUACAAUGUUGACACUGUGUCAGUUUCAUCUCUCUCGACUCAAGGUCACAAAACACUGUGAACAACAACGAAGAGAACAUGAUGGGUUGAUGAGCAGAAGCUUAAUCUUACUGCACUAAAACAAGCACACAGACUUCCGUUAUGGUGCUUUUCCUCUGUGAUUAUGAUGCAUCCAGCUUCAGUAUUUGUGGGAUGCUGCUGUGUGCGCUGAGAUGGGUUUCUUCAUGUUCUCCUCAUUUGAAGAGUGCCUUCAUGGUGCCUUCUGAUCGGCUAUCCUCUCGAGGGAUAGGCCGAUGAUGGGUAUUUCAUUCCUAACCUUUAACAUGGAAGUGUCUUUUUGAGAGGCUGGGCUAAUCAAGACUUUCCAUUGCUGCUAAUAAUACUGUCCAUGUGAUAAUACUACAACUCUCUCUGUUUCACCCACUGUGUCUGUAACCCAGUGGCUUCACUCGACACAAGUGAGUGUGGAAAGAAAUGAGAACAAAGUCAUUGACCUCAGCUAUGAUUCUCUUCUUCAUGUUGCCUUUACUGUGUUGGUAAACCGGAUUGUAUUUUCCCGUUACGCCAA
Molecule: messenger RNA, 2267 nt
Organism: Cottoperca gobio
Lineage: Eukaryota; Metazoa; Chordata; Actinopteri; Perciformes; Bovichtidae
Gene: cacul1
Product: CDK2 associated cullin domain 1
Exons: 8
Coding region: 593-1612 (339 amino acids)
Biological process (GO): positive regulation of protein kinase activity; ubiquitin-dependent protein catabolic process; G1/S transition of mitotic cell cycle
Molecular function (GO): ubiquitin protein ligase binding; protein kinase binding
Source: RefSeq, a predicted model, not a curated record